AUGUGUAAUGAGGAGCAGAGCUUCCUGUGUGAUGGAGCUCAGAGACCAGAGACCAGAGACCGAGACCGGGGGACCGGGACCACCGGAGACCGAGACCGGAGACCGGAGACCAGACCGGGACCGGGACGGACCGAGACCACCGGAGACCAGAGACCGGGACCGGGACGGACCGAGACCACCGGAGACCAGACCGGGACCGGGACGGACGGACCGGAGACGCGUGUCCGCGCUAAGGUGCGUGUCUGUGCCGCGAGCUGCUCGGUAGCCACGGUGGCCAUCUGUGAGGAGUGCCAGGACUACUUCCAGAAGGAGUGUCCGUCCCACGCCCCGCUGUUCGUCCCAGAUACUCCUGCAGCCCCGGGGUCGGCCAACAGGGCGGCGCUCACGGUCCCACCAGGCCUGGAGGUCUUCACCGAGGGGGACCACGUGGAUGUACGCUGCCUGGAUCCAAACAUCCCCAAGGGGGCGGUGUUCGGUCCAUACGAGGGAGAGCUUGUGUCCAAGGACAAAUCCUCCGGAUUCUUCUCCUGGAUAAUUGUUGAUUUUAACAACACGUAUCAAUCCAUCGAUGGCAGCGAUGAGACCAAAGCCAACUGGAUGAGGUUUGUCCGAACUUCGUCGGAGGAGAGCGACAGGAACCUGACGGCGUUUCAACGCGGUAAAAGCAUCUUCUUCAGAGUCAGUCGGUCUCUGGCGGCGGGAGAGAAGCUGAGGGUUUGGUACAGCGACGACUACAUCCAACGGCUUCACUGCGUCUCUCAGGAGAGCAUCGACCAAAACCUGGACUCAGAUACCAGGAAGCUGAGAGACUUCAACAUUCAGGAGGACUUUAAAUCUCCCUGCCUGCAGUCGGCUCUGCAGAGCAAACCAAGCCCCAGUAAACAACCCAGCGAGGAGUCGGACUGCCAGCCUCCUGCCAAGAGGAAGAAGAUCGACCUCAUCUUCAAAGACGUCCUGGAGGCCUCUCUAGAGGACUCCAGCAAGUCCAGGUCCCAGUCCUCCCUCCACAGUGAGUGUAAAGCACCAGUGAUCGGGUUAAACUCGUCUGAGGGCGGCUUUAACGUUCCGAACCUGAAGGUGGAGGAGAAAGAGGAGGAGAACCAGAGCGGUGAGGAACCCUCCACCUCCUUCUGCCCCAACUGUGUCAGACUGAAGAGGAGGAUCCAGGAGCUGGAGGUGGAGCUGUCCCGUGUCAGAGGAGAACGGGGGGACGCCGUCGGUCCACCAAUGUCUGGACGGACCCUGAGCCAACAAGAUCAGGCCCCGCCCCCCUCUGAGCAUCAGGCCCCGCCCCAUCCUGAGCAAGGCCCCGUCGAGGACUUUCAAGGGAUGGAGCCCUUGACGCCCACUCAGGUGGUUCUGGAUGACGACGACCCGGAUGUUGACUCGGCUGAUGAAUCGAUUGCUGCUGAUCUUGUGAUUUCUCCAGAAGACUCAAUGAAGCUUUCCUCCGGAGGAGGCCGACGGAUUCGUCGCUUCAAGCAGGAGUGGCUGAAAAAGUUCUGGUUCCUCCGCUACUCGCCAACUCUCAAUGAGAUGUGGUGCCACGUCUGUCGCCAGUACACCGUCCAGUCAUCCCGAACCUCUGCCUUUAUCAUUGGCUCCAAGCAGUUUAAGAUCCACACCAUCAAGCUCCACAGCCAGAGCAACCUCCACAAGAAGUGUCUGCAGCUGUAUAAGCUGCGCAUGCAUCCGGAAAAGACAGAGGAGAUGUGCAAGAACAUGAUACUGCUGUUCAACGCGGCGUACCACUUGGCCCUGGAGGGACGGCCCUUCUCCGACCUCCGUCCACUGGCGGAGCUUCUGAAGAGGUGUGAGCUCAAAGUGGUGGAUCAGUACAUGAACGACGGAGACUGUCAGAUCCUCCUCCACCACAUCGCCCGGGCUUUGAAAGAAGACCUGGCUGAGAAGAUGCGCCUGUCUCCCUUCCUAAGUGUCAUCAUGGAUGCCCAAAAUGACGACCUUUUCUCAGACAUGGUAGCAGUCUACGUCCAGUUCAUUACCAAUGAGGGCUACCCGAGCACCGAGUUCCUGUCCUUGCAGAGACUGAGCAUGGCCAGUGUGGACGGAUAUCUGCAGGCUAUGGAUCGAGCCUUUGGUGUCCUAGGCCUCAGGUUUCAGGACUUGCUGGUGGUGGGUCUGGGGGUAGACGGCACCAACAUCUCCUCAGGAAUGAGAGCCAACCUGUACAUAGCUGUACAAAAGACUUUUCCUUGGAUCCUCUGCCUUCCUAUCAUGAUCCAUCGGCCCCAUCUGGAGGUGCUGGAUGCCAUCAGUGGAAAGGAGCUUUCCUGCCUGGAGGAUCUGGAAAACAACCUCAAGCAGCUCCUCAGUUUCUACCGCUACUCCCCUCGCAUGAUGGCCGAGCUGCGAUCCACCGCUCCAACACUGUCGGAGGAGACAGAGUUCCUUGGAGACAUUAGAGCCAUUCGAUGGAUCAUCGGAGAACCAAACGUCCUUAACGCGCUCAUCAAAGAUUACCUGGAGGUAGUCGCCCAUCUGAAGGAGAUCAGCAGCCAGACGCAGAGGGCUGACGCUGCAGCCAUCGCCCUUACCCUCCUCCAGUUCCUCAUGGACUAUCAGUCAGUCAAGCUCAUCUACUUCCUUCUGGACAUCAUAGCUGUUCUCUCACGUUUAGCAUUCACCUUCCAGGGAGAUUACCUGCUGGUGUCACAGGUGGAAGCCAAGAUAGAGGAGGCCAUUCAGGAGAUUGGUCAGUUGGUGGACUGCCCCGGAGAGUAUCUGCAGGAAUUUGAGGAAAAUUUCCGUGAAAGUUUCAACGGCGUUGCUCUGAAGAACCUGCGAGUUGCAGAGUCCAAGUUUCAGUCCAUCAGGGAAAAGAUCUGCAACAGGAGCCAGGGCAUCCUGUCUCAGAGGCUGGACCUGCAGAGCCGCACAUUUGCCAAAGCCUGCAAGGUCCUGGACCUGUCCACCUGGCCCCACAACCGGGAGGACCUACAAACUUAUGGGGAGGAAGAAAUCCAGGUGAUAUUCAACCAUCUCGAGUCCAUUCCCUGUGGGGGUCAAGAGGGCUCCCAGGCCAGGAUGGAGGCCAGGGGCAGCCUGGUGGUGGAAUGGAAAGAUCUGAAAGCAGACUACUACAGUAUGAACGGUUUUAAAGAGGUCAUCGCUCACAUCUGCAGGUACAAGCAGCGCUUUCCUCUGCUCAAUCGGAUCGUGCAGGUUGUAAGGGUCCUGCCCAGUUCCACAGCCUGCUGCGACAAAGGCCGAGGUUCUCUGCAGAAGAUGUGUAGGAACAAUCGCUCCCGGCUGACUCUGGAGCAGAUGAACGACCUGCUGACCGUGGCAGUUAACGGACCGUCUAUGGCCAACUUUGAUGGGAAGCGAGCGUUGGACAGCUGGUUUGAGGAGAAGUCUGGCAGCAGUUACUCUCUGUCAGCUGAGGUGUUGAACAGGAUGUCAGCCGGGGACCAGAAGUCUGUCCUUCACAGCGUUGAUGUCAACACAGAGUUCUACCCCGACAUCUAACAGACAAACCCAGUGGUGUAGAACUACAGCAGAGUAAUAAUACACUAAUACUAAGGAAGUAAAGAAGUCAACCAGUGAUUCCAAACCAGGCUACUCGUACCCAAAGAGGUACUUCUGCAGUUCUUCUGCUGAUCUUUAGUAGUUAUUGUCACAAACUUACCGACUAUGAUAUUCUGACUGCAAAGACGGAAAGAAGUCUCUGUUUUCAAUUCAGUCAAUUGUAAGUUGAUUGAGACUGAGGAAAGACUAGUUAGAAAAAAGACAACAACAAGCUCAAAGAGAAUAAACUGGAAAUGUUUGAAACAUCGAGUUUCUAGCAGUAGAAAAAAUGCAAACUUGGCCUAAACACAAACAAUUAAUAUAUAGACAAAAGAGAACUAUAUCGGGAACCACUGUUCUACAUCACUGGGCAAACCUCUGUCUAUGAGAAUGUGUUCCCAUUCAGCUGGAGGGUUGGAUUAUAAAACAGGCCUCCGAAGGGUUCAGAGGAAAAACGAUUACAAUCAGACUCAAAGUGGCUUCAAAGACAGAAGAGACACAUAGAAGCGAAAAAGGGACAAAAAUGAACCAUAGAGAUGCAAAAUGGCUACAAAGAGACACAAAAUGACCACUAUAAGAUGCACAACAACUCAAGAGACACAAAACCACAACAAGGGACACAAAACAACCACAAAGACGAGACGUGAAACGACCACAAAGAGAUGCAAAAAAGAUCAGAAAUGCAAAACAAUCACAGAGAUACAAACCGGCUACAACGAGACGUAAAGUGACCACAAAGACAUAAAAAAAAGAAACCUUACAAAACACAAAAUAACCCACAGAUGCAAAAUGACUGAAGAAGAACACAAAAUACUUACAAAGAGUCGUAAAGCGACGAUAAAUGAGACAAUAUGACAAUAUGAGACGUAAAACAACUACAAACUACUCCACAGCUGUUUUCCUGUUUUAAUGUGAAUGUCCAGAGACUCGCUGUCUCACAGUCCGUCUGUGUUCAGCUGGACGUUGAACUCUUCUUUCUCUCACUGAUGAACAUCUUUGUUAAACGGAGGGCUACUGAGUUUCCAGCACUAGAAAUACUAAAGCUAGUGUUGUCAGAAUAGAAGUCGGUUCUACGUUGGGAACAAUCAGUCAGUGUCCAACUGAACUAUUGAGCCACUCUUUGCUUCAGCUGAUUCCCCAAUAAGACAUUGAGUCCUGUAGUGUUGGGAUGUAUAAAGGCUUUAUAUUUCUAUAAGAAGUGCAGACAUCCCGGCCUCACACUGUAGAUAUUGUACAAACUGUAUAUUAUUCUAAGUGCUUUUGAGACGGUUUUUAAGGAGACUAUUUUUCUCUUGAAUGAGAUGAUUGUGCCAAAACGAUCGAAUGCAAGAACCGAAAGAAAAAGGUGCUAUCCUGCUCUGCCAUAAUGCAUUCAGCCAUAUUCAGAUGUUUACUGCGAGGUGUAUAUUUGAAAUAUGUUCUUCAUCACUGAUGCAUCUGCUUCAUGUUUGGGUGUUUCAGCCACAGCUCAGGCUUUAAAUGAUUCAAGGUUUAAAAUGCAUGAUGAUACUAAACUGUUACUUUAGUCGUGUUUUAUAAUAUUAAGAUGCCUGUAUUUCAGAAAUGUAAGAUGAGACAGGAUGAGAUCUUUCUUUUCUUUUUUUUCUACAAAAGUUUUAAAAGUGUUGCUUUGUGUCCUAAAGUUAAAGAAAAGGUUUGACAUGUUGGGAAAUAUGCUAAUUUGCUGAGAGUCAGAUGAGAAUUUGUAAUAAGUGCCAUUUGAACAGAAAAACUCUUAAUGUCAACCUUGGACAUUUAAUUCUGAUGAGAUGUCGGGAAUCUUUGACAACAACAAUAUUAUCGGUGGAAGAUCUUUUGCUCAAGUAAAGGUAGGAAUACCACACAACUAAGUACUCUGUUACACGUUAAAGUAUCAGCAUCAAAAUGUUCUUAAAGUACCAGAAGUAAAAGAAAAAGUGCUCACUAUGCAUUUAAAUAUGCCCACUCAGAGUUGUAUGUAUUAAUUCAUUUGAAGAGUUAAAAUUUACUGUAGUUAAAUAAGUAGUCAAAUAUGUAUAUUUGACUACUUAUUACACAAUUUUAAAGUUGAAUUUUUAGUAUAUACUUUAAACUGAUCAGAUGUUUUACAUUGCAAUAAUGAAAUAAUCACAUGUCAUGUUUUCUGUUACACUAUUAUAACCCAUAUUAUUCUACAUACCUUAUAUAUCUCUAUGUUUCCUGUCCUCUCGGCUGACUCCAGGUCAGUGUCUCCACAGGUUUAAAACUCAACAUGUGUCGUUCAUCAGUUCUGGUUUUGAACGAGGCUCUUUGUUCGGAUGAUUUAAUCUGACACACUCACAGAAACCCUGUGAACACAAUCCUCCUCUAGAGAAGCUGCUGAAAUGUUCCUGUCAGAACUUUCUGUUCAUAAACCCUCGAGAAUAAAUCUCCUCACGUCUCAUCUCACUCUCAGCAACAAAGUGUUUCCUAAAGUUUGCUGUUUGGUCGAUCCUUUCAUUUCUCUGAGAGAUUAAACCUGAACGCCUUUGUUUUCAUUCAGAGAGUAUAUGGAGCAUGUUGUUAUCGUAUGCAUGUAGUUAUUACUGUUUUUGAAGCAUAACCUUUGUUUGCAGGAAGCUGCCUGAUGUGUUUCAGAUAUGAGUGUUUUUUUAAAGCAUUCUAUGAGCUGCGUGGAGCUCAGAUCACAUUUCAUUUCUGUCCAAAAACAUGUCUGAAGCCAAUAUUUAGCGCUCUGCCUUAUUCUGUGUGUUUUACCGGCUGUUUGUGAUCUAAAUACCGACGUUUGGCUGAUUGUAAUCUGACUCCAGAGCUGACGGAGUCGCCUCUUAAGUUGUUGUUUCUCUGCUGGAGUUGGAUAUGCAUUUUUUGGUUUCCAGAUGAACCAAAAGAAAAUGACUUGUUAAGAUUUCUCUGUUUCUUCUGUUUCAAAUGCUUCAAACAAAAUACACAUUAAAAGACAUUU
Messenger RNA from Anoplopoma fimbria (sablefish), 6451 nucleotides. It is a transcript of the gene prdm11, whose product is annotated as PR domain containing 11. Lineage: Eukaryota; Metazoa; Chordata; Actinopteri; Perciformes; Anoplopomatidae. The record is from RefSeq and is a predicted model, not a curated record. Gene Ontology annotation, molecular function: protein binding.